Messenger RNA from Trichoderma aggressivum f. europaeum, 2604 nucleotides. RefSeq lists its product as uncharacterized. NCBI's taxonomy places the organism in Eukaryota, Fungi, Ascomycota, Sordariomycetes, Hypocreales, Hypocreaceae. The coding region runs from base 1 to 2604 and encodes 867 amino acids. The record is from RefSeq and is a predicted model, not a curated record. Gene Ontology annotation, cellular component: cytoplasm; mating projection tip. Gene Ontology annotation, biological process: conjugation with cellular fusion. The transcript has 6 exons. Gene Ontology annotation, molecular function: protein binding; phosphatidylinositol binding; protein-macromolecule adaptor activity.
AUGGCCCGUGGCGGCGGCUCCCUGUUUCUGUCCAUAAUUUUCUUCUUUCUGCCCGGGCUGUCUCACCACGCCGCUGUUGGGUACCUGCUUGGGGGUCGUACAAGGCACCUGGGAGUGAAGCGAGGGUCGCCCAUUGGUACUGUCGGGUGGUACAUGGGCGUGCGUGUACCUGCGUGUACCUUGCUCGUGCAACCAGACGUCCACGAGUAUUGCGACUUGGACAAGCAACACGACCCGCGGCUGCACGUUUCCUCGACGGCCGCCUGCAUCGCCCAAAUCUCAACAGAAAAACCACGCGCAACCAACUUCGUGUGCGACGGACCUGAGCUGCCCUCUGCAUCGAGCCGGCCUUCUGCUCAACUUCCUUUUCCCUCUUGCGCUGCCUGUAUCGUAUUCGAUCGAAACCUCGUCAUUGGCAACCGGACCCCCCCCCUCCCUGCGUCGCUCGCAGCUUUUUGCGCUCUGUCGAACUCGAACAUCGCGACCUCGUACGAAAAACUACGCCCGAACCCUCCCCCCCCCCCCCCCCUCGUCGAUUAUUCUACACCAACACCCUCAUCCUCUCGUCAACAUCGCCAUACCGCCCAUAUCCCCGUCCGCCCCGUCCAGAUUCCGUUACACAAAGAUGAAGGUGCGUCAUUGCCAACUGCGCAAGUCAUGCGCUGCCAGCUGCAAACCGCUCCCCUCCCCAACUGCCGGACCGGCGUCGCGAUGCCGCCCGGAUAUCAAUCGUGUUUGGCACGCCAGCCGCCUGCUUCCAAACUUUCCUCAGUCAAUAUCACCGCACGCGCAGACCAGAUAUACAAAACAAAACAAGAACAAAAACAAGCUCCCUUGCGACGAAGUUUCGGACAAAGAGAGAGGAAAACAAGACUAACAGCCAUGGGCUUGGUACAGGCGCUCCGUCGGUCUAUCAAGGGCGACAAGGAGAAGCAACACAGCAUCUCCAUUACCCCCAAAGCUGCUGUCGCAAUCGUUCCGCCCAAGAAGGUUAUCCGAGCUCUCUACGACUACGAGGCCCGCUCUGCCCAGGAGCUGGGCUUCUCCAAAGGCGACUUUUUCCACGUCAUCGGCCGCGAGGACGAUCCGGACUGGUACGAGGCUUGCAAUCCUGCGCUGCCCGAUGCGCGGGGCCUCGUGCCCGUGGCCUUUUUCCAGGCGCUGGGCAAGACGGAGAGGGACAGCCAGCAGUCGGACGGUGGCCGCCCACCGACUGCAAACAAGAACCCAGACCAUGACUCUGGCUAUGGCGAAGUCCACUCUCCCGGCGGCGCAUCUGCGCCUCCCGCGUCUCAGCGCAUGUCCAAGUCGGCCAGCAAGGGCGCCAUGGUUUACGGUGUUGUCAUGUACGACUUCAACGCAGAGAGAUCCGACGAGCUCGAGGCCAAGGCGGGAGAGGCCAUCAUCGUCAUUGCCCAGUCCAACCCGGAGUGGUUUGUUGCCAAGCCUAUCGGUCGACUAGGCGGCCCUGGCUUGAUCCCAGUGUCCUUUAUUGAGCUCCGUGAUAUGGGCACGGGCAAGGCCAUUGAGAAUCCCGCAGAGGCCAUCCGGAAGGCGGGCGUUCCCAAGGUCGAGGAAUGGAAAAAGAUGGCCACGGCUUACAAGAACAGCAGCAUCACCCUGGGCAAGUUUGAGGGCGGAGGACCGUCCCAGCCGCUGGAGCAGGGCAUGGAGCGUAUGAGCAUCCAAAAUGCGCCUCAGCCCCCACAAGGCGCCCUCAGUGGCCCUCCUCAGCCUGCUACCCACCCCCAGCAGCCUGAGUUUGUAUCGAGUGCGACGACGGAACUCUAUGCCCCCAUCUCUGCCCGGAUACCCCGUUACUGCUUUGCAGAGGACAAGUACUGGUUUGUUAUCGAGACGCAGCUCGAAGAUGGGCGGCACUGGGAGCUUUCCCGGUACUAUGAGGACUUUUACGAUUUCCAGAUUGCGCUUCUCACCGAGUUCCCGGCCGAGGCGGGCAACACUGGAACCCAGAAGCGAACACUCCCUUACAUGCCUGGCCCCGUGAGCUAUGUGACCGAUGCCAUCACAGAAGGAAGGCUGCAUAACCUGGAUGCAUAUGUGAAGAACCUUCUUGGCCAGCCCCCCUACAUUGCGCGUUGCACGCUUGUCAAGCAGUUCUUUGCUCCCAGGGAAGGCGAUUAUGAGAUGGACCCUGCCACGAUCGAAGAGGAAUACCGGCUAUCCCAGGGCUCUCAGGGCUCAUCCUCGGGGUCACAUGCUAACCCCGAUUCGCGACAGUCAUCGCGAAACAAUCUGAGCGGCAAUGGAUACAAUGGUCUCUCGGCCACCCCGAGACAAGUCAGCAACCCGCAAUCAAUCAUGCAAAUGCCAUCGCAGCCUCAACAGGGGCAGCCACAAGUCAUGAAGAUCAAGAUGAACUACAAUGGCGAUGUCAUUGCCAUCCGGGUUCCCACGGACAUCCAGUACCAGCAACUCUGUGACAAGGUCCGAGAUCGACUCAAGGUAUCGCCAAACGAGCAAGUCCAGCUGUUUUACAAGGAUGAGCAGACGGGAAGUAAGCCCAGCCUCACGAACGACGCCGAUCUGGAUGACGCCCUUAACCGCAACGAGAAGCUCAUGCUGUACGUUGAGGUGGUGUAA